Xenopus laevis (African clawed frog) is the source of this 1827-nucleotide messenger RNA. RefSeq names its product solute carrier family 22 member 2 (gene slc22a2.S). The record is from RefSeq and is a predicted model, not a curated record. Lineage: Eukaryota; Metazoa; Chordata; Amphibia; Anura; Pipidae. The coding region runs from base 113 to 1762 and encodes 549 amino acids. The transcript has 11 exons.
GAUUCUGAGCCCUUUCGCUGGAAAAUAUUUCCUGGAUUUGAAUAGGUGUUUUUUUUCUUUUAUUAUAGAUUAAAAAAAAAAACAUAACAGAUAUAUUUUUCUUUAAAGUGACAUGGCAACUUUUGACGAACUGCUGCAACAUAUUGGGGAGUUUGAUGCCUUUCAAAGGCAGAUGUUUUUACUUAUGUGUUUCAUAUCAGCUGUUUUUUCUCCCAUUUACGUGGGCAUCGUUUUUAUAGGCUUUAUACCUGAUUAUAGAUGUGCCGGUGCUGGGAUUCCGGAACUAAGCAAUGACUGUGGAUGGACUCUACAAGAGCAGCUGAACUAUACAGUUCUAGAACCAAAUGGCUCAAUUGAUUCUUUAUAUAUAAGUCAGUGUUAUCAAUACGAUGUAGACUGGAAUAAUACAUCUCUGAGCUGCACAAACUCACCAUUGAAUAUCACCAGCCAACUGCCAAGAACAAGCUGUAAAGAUGGAUGGGUUUAUAAUACCACUGGAUCAUCCUUAGUAACAGAGUUUAAUCUUGUUUGUGGCGAUUCCUGGAAGUUGGAUUUGAUUCAGUCAUGCGUCAACUUGGGAUUCUUUAUUGGUGGCAUCAUCAGUGGAUAUAUUGCAGACCGAUUUGGGCGCAAACCAUUUCUGAUGUCAACUCUCCUAAUCACUGCUAUUUUUGGAAUAUUGAUGGCGUUUGCUCCCAGCUACCCCUUAGUUGUGAUCUUCCGGUUUAUUCAGGGGUUAGUCAGCAAAGGUUGUUGGCUGGCAGGCUAUAUACUAGUUGCAGAGUUUGUUGGUUUGGAACACAGAAAGACAGUUGGAAUCCUCUACCAGGUGGCAUUUACUGUUGGCCUUCUGCUGCUCUCAGGAGUGGCCUACGUCCUCCCACACUGGAGAUGGUUGCAGAUGACAGUCACAAUACCAUACUUCAUUUUCUUGACAUAUUACUGGUGUAUUCCAGAGUCACCCCGGUGGCUCAUCUCUCAAAAUCGAAAGGCAGAAGCCAAAGUCAUCAUCCACUCAAUUGCCAAAAAAAAUGGGAAAACAGUCCCAGACUUUUUAGAGAGUCUAACAGCUGAUGAAGAAGGUGAAAAGCAAGUUCCAUCUUUCAUGGACUUGGUCAGGACACCUCAGAUCAGGAAAAACACUUUCAUUCUGAUGUUCAUAUGGUUCUUCUGUGCGGUGGUUUAUCAAGGCUUAAUUAUGCACAUCGGAUCUACUGGUGAUAACGUUUAUUUGGACUUCUUCAUCUCUGCUCUGGUCGAAUUUCCUUCUGCAAUAAUAAUAAUUAUCACGGUGGAUCGUGUUGGCCGGCGUUGGCCGUGGUUAGUGGGCUGCAUUAUAACUGGAAUUGCUUGUCUAAUUACUGCAUUUAUCCCACAUGGAUUAUCCUGGUUGAUAAUUACACUCUCCUGUGUAAGCCGAAUGGGAAUUACUCUUUCAAUAGAAAUGGUUUGUUUGGUUAAUGCAGAGCUCUACCCAACCUUCAUAAGGAAUCUCGGCAUAAUGGUUUGCUCAUCAAUGUGUGAUCUUGGUGGUGUCAUUACACCCUUUAUUGUUUACCGACUAGCUGAUAUUUGGCAAGAUCUACCACUUAUUGUAUUUGCUGUACUUUCAACUGUUUCUGGAAUCCUGGUGUAUUUUCUCCCAGAAACCAGGGGAAGGGCGCUUCCAGAGACUAUUGAAGAAGCAGAAAAUUUGCACAAGCAAGUGAAAACAACAAAAUUGGCGACAACCUACUUGGAAGUCAGUAAAGUGGACAUAUAAAUUUAUUUUGCUGCUGUUGUUUUUUGCUGUUAGUGUAAAACAAUAAAUUAAACUCCUGAAACUCA